Perca fluviatilis (European perch) is the source of this 3113-nucleotide messenger RNA. RefSeq names its product oocyte zinc finger protein XlCOF8.4-like. The coding region runs from base 665 to 2557 and encodes 630 amino acids. Gene Ontology annotation, molecular function: DNA-binding transcription factor activity, RNA polymerase II-specific; RNA polymerase II cis-regulatory region sequence-specific DNA binding. The transcript has 6 exons. Gene Ontology annotation, cellular component: PcG protein complex; transcription regulator complex. Gene Ontology annotation, biological process: regulation of transcription by RNA polymerase II. NCBI's taxonomy places the organism in Eukaryota, Metazoa, Chordata, Actinopteri, Perciformes, Percidae. The record is from RefSeq and is a predicted model, not a curated record.
CACGUCAAGAGAGACUUGACUAGCGAGUUGGUGCAGGUCGUGCUAACUACAUGUUCUACUGCUCAUGUAUGUGGAGUAAAUAACGCGCCGCGGAGACCUGGCAUUGUACGGUCGAUGUUGUAAAGUAUCAGGGUGGGAGCUCCGUUCAGUCUGUGGACUCUUGGAGCUAACCGUCUCUCUCGGAGCUCCAGCUAACUGCUAACGUUAGCUGGAGCUAGCUCUCCAGCUACACCCCUCGCGUUACAACUGGAAACCAUUCACAGCUGCUCCUUGUAUUGCUUCUAUCGAUUUGAUUCUACCCCCCUCUCCAACCAGACUUCAGACCUGUCAGUGACUCUCAAACUUUUCUUCUGGCCACUGCGGACCACCUCAUCCCCUCUCAGGGCUUCAGAGACAUCAGCAUCCACCCCACACCCCCAAGUAAACUCGGUCCGGAGAGAGGAGGGCAGAGGAGUGUAGCGGAAGUUGUGUUUGUGUUUCCGGGUCCCGGAAGAUGCUGCGACCUCUGUCCCAUUGUUGUGUAUUUCACUGCGUGAUGAGGACGGCGGAGUAAAAGACGCCGGUGUUUGGUGCCCUAAAGAGAGAAACGUCACCAACUCCUGGACGUGGUGAAACGGAGCUCCAAAGAGCAGCUUGGGGAGAAGUUGAUGAGAGACACUUCAACAUGGACUCUGAGAGGAAACUGUCAGCUGGCCAGCGGAGAGAUGUCCAGAAAGUGAUUGUUGGUGAAGAACAUCAGCAGGAGUGGAGCUCCAGUCUGGACCAGGAGGACACAAAGCCCCCACACAUUAAAGAGGAACAGGAGGAACUCCGGAUCAGUCAGGAUGAAGAGCAGCUUCAAGGGCUGGAGGAGGCUGAUAUCAAGUUCCCAAUAACUCCUGUCCUUGUGAAGACUGAAGACGAUGAAGAGAAACCAGAGUUCUCACAGCUUCAUCAAAGACAAACUGAAGAGAUAAAAACAGAAGCUGAUGGAGAGGACUGUGGAGGACCAGAACCAGACAUGAACUCGGAUCCAGAUACACAUUUACAACCAGCUGCUGAUGACUGUUCUGAACCUGAGACUGAUGACAGUAAUGAUUGGAGGGAGACCAGAGAAACUCAGUCAGGUUUGAACUCUCUGAAUAACAAAGUCUCUGAUCCGAGAUGUACCGGUGACAAACCAUUUAGCUGCUCUAAAUGUGGGAAACAAUUCAGCACCAACGGACAUCUGAAGAGGCACAUGAGAUCUCAUACAGGAGAGAAACCAUUUUGCUGCUCUGUCUGCCAGAAAUAUUUUAAACAAAGUGAACAUUUACAGACGCACAUGAAAAUCCACACGGGAGAGAAACAAUUUAGCUGCUCACUCUGUAAGAAAGCUUUUAUAGUGAGAGGAAAUCUACGGAAACACAUGAGAAUCCACACAGGAGAGAAACCGUUUAGCUGCUCAGUCUGUAGAAAAGCUUUUACAGUGAGUGGGAAUUUACAGAAACACAUGAGGAUCCACACAGGAGAGAGGCCGUUUAGCUGCUCAGUCUGUAAGAAAGCUUUUAGAGAAAGUGGACAUUUACAGAAACACAUGAGAAUCCACACAGGAGAGAAACCAUUUUGUCGUGUGGAGUCGAGCUCCGGUCUGGAAGCUUUUCCUUCAGAUGUCCAGAAAGUGAUUGUUGGUGAAGAACAUCAGCAGGAGUGGCGCUCCAGUCUGGACCGGGAGGACACAAAGCCCCCCCACAUUAAAGAAGAACAGGAGGAACUCCAGACCAGCCAGGAGGGAGAGCAGCUUCAAGGGCUGGAGGAGGCCGAUAUCAUCAAGUUCCCAUUCACUCUGGUCCCUGUGAAGAGUGAAGGUGAUGAAGAGAAAACUCAGUCCUCGCAUCAAAGACAAACCGAACAAAUGAAAACAGUAGCUGAUGGAGAGGACAGUGGAGGACCAGAGCCAGCCAGGAACUCGGAUCCAGAUGCACAUUUGCAACCAGAUACCUACAAGACUGGGUACUCUGCAGAACCUGAGACUGAUGACUGGAAGAAGGCCAGAGUAACUCAGUCUGGUUUAAACUCUCUGAAUAGCAAAGUCUCGGUCUUUGAUCUGAGAUGUACUGGUGAGAAACCUUUUGGCUGCUCUAAAUGUGGGAAAAGAUUUGGCAUAAAUGGACAUUUGAAGAGGCACAUGAGAUCUCACACAGGAGAGAAACCAUAUAGCUGCUCCGUCUGCAAGAAAUAUUUUAAACAGAGUGGGCAUCUACAGACGCACAUGAAAAUCCACACGGGAGAGAAACAAUUUAGCUGCUCAGUCUGUAAGAAAGCUUUUACAGCGAGUGGAAAUUUACAUAGACACAUGAGAACCCACACAGGAGAGAAACCGUUUAGCUGUUCAGUCUGUAAGAAAGCUUUUACAGGGAGUGGUAAUUUACAGAAACACGUGAGGAUCCACACAGGAGAAAAACCAUUUAGCUGCUCAGUCUGUAUGAAAGCUUUUAGAGAGAGUGGACAUUUACAGAAACACAUGAGAACCCACACAGUAGAGAAACCAUUUAGCCGUUUGGAGUGGAGCCCCAGUCUGGAAGGUAAAAAUGAAUAAGUCUCUAGAAGUGAUCUGACAUCAGUGGGUCCUUAACUAGUCUAUAAUCCAAUAAUUAUAAUUUUAAUCUUUGAAUUGUCUUAAAAAUGAUUUUGAUAGCCCAUAAAAAUGGAUUUGGAUUACGACGGUAACGUUACUGUUGUGAAAUUGCGUUAUAUUCAGUGAAUCAUUUUAUAUUUAUAUUGGGGCGGGGGGGGGUUAUGUUGCUCCAUGAUGUAACAGAAUUAUCGAAACAAAACCAUCAUGGAACCAAUGUCCACUAAUGCAAACUUUGCAACCAGGUCAGAAUUAAUCGCAGCACACCCGGCUUGUGUGACACAAUGUGGUGUGUGGGCUAAUGUUGUAUCUCCUGGAUUAUUUUGUGCAUGUGUGAAAUUGUUUCUGUUAAUGUUCCUUUCAUCGAAUGGGGCUAAGUGCAAUUUCAAUGAGAUCUGGCUCGAGAAUGGAGCACAUUGUACUUGGUUAAACGUACAAUAUGUAACUUUCUGCCGCUAGGGGUCUCUCAACCAAAACAAUGGACGGUAAAACUGGACUUUUGAUGACGUUGUGAAGUUGC